Annulohypoxylon maeteangense is the source of this 3061-nucleotide messenger RNA. RefSeq lists its product as uncharacterized. The coding region runs from base 218 to 3010 and encodes 930 amino acids. Lineage: Eukaryota; Fungi; Ascomycota; Sordariomycetes; Xylariales; Hypoxylaceae. The transcript has a single exon. The record is from RefSeq and is a predicted model, not a curated record.
AUAGACUACGCAAGCCAAGUUACAUAGCUCCAAGCUUGCAGCUUUCUGUUUAUCCAGGAGACCGUACAUACGUCAAAAAUUGGAGAAAGGCUUCUCCAUAACCCUCUGUUAUAAGAAGUAUGGGUUCGGCCGACUUCAAAAACUGGACUCGAUGGAGCCAGGGCUUUAAGGAAGAGUAGAUGACCCCAGUCACGAUCUUUGCCUAAGCCUCCUGAGAAUGUCAGCACGGCAGAUUCUAGGACUGCUCGCAGUUCUGGGCUUAUCCAGCGCCUCUUCGGCCCAGAGCUAUUCAAACAGCAGCAGCUUAGCAAGCGACACUGUUGCUGUGAGUUGGGUCGGUGAUGCGCCGAAGAUUAACUCCGGAACAACUUUCGGACUCCCUUGGCCUCGAGGGAAAUACCAAGCCAAUACAACCACCUUCGCUGGCCGCGAGGGUGAUAGUGAAGGCCAGGUACCCCUCCAGUCGUGGAUCCUGGCUUCUUGGCCAGAUGGUUCGAUAAAAUGGUCCGCGCACGCUGUAGGGGCUUCUGAGACAGUGUAUGACAAGUACAGCAUCACAGCAUCAACAAGUACGGCGGGGAGCAAGGAAAAACGGGCCUCAAACUCAUCUUCGUCGAGUUUAACCGUUAGCGAGUCCGAUUCCGAAGCCACCAUCAACACGGGAAAGCUUUCUGCGACUUUUCCCAAGUCCGGAAGUAUUCUCGUGAGCGAAAUCAAGACAUCAAGCGGCAAGAUUGUUGGCCAGAAUGGGCGAUUGAUACUACGAUCUCAAUCUGGAGUCGAAAAUGAUGAUGAAGGAAACUCAACAUCCAUCAACAAAUUCCAAUUCGAAAGCAAUGUCGACAAUUCCACCGUCGAGUACGAUGACAGCUCCGUAAGAGCAUUGGUAACAGUGCGCGGCACGCAUAAGGUUACCUCAGGCGCGCAUGAUGACUUAUUGCCAUUCAUUCUCCGCUUUUACCUAUACGCAAACUCGGACGCCAUCCGAGUCGUCCACACCCUCAUAUUCGAUAUUAAGCCCGAUCAAGACUUUGUCUCGGGUAUCGGAAUCCGUUUCGAUGUCCCACUGAGCGGUGAGGAGCUAUACAACCGUCACGUCAGGUUGGCCGGCCCAGACGGGGGUCUUCUCCGUGAAGCUGUCCAGGGUAUUACGGGUCUUCGAAGAGACCCCGGAAAGACUGUUCGCACUGCGCAGUACGACGGCACGGAAUUGCCUGAUAUUUCGACUUGGGAUACCAGAGUCUCUUCUAGGUUAAAGUGGAUCCCUUCAUGGAGCGACUAUAGUCUGACGCAAUUGUCUCCCGAUGGAUUCACACUGAAAAAGCGGACAAAGUCGGGUCAGAGUUGGGUCAAGAUUCCCGGAGGUACUCAAUCAGGAGGCCUGGCCUACCUAGGGGGUGCUACACAGGGUGGUCUCGCUGUUGCUCUUCGCGAUUUCUGGAAGCGAUACCCAACUGGUCUUGAUAUCUCGAAUGCAGCUUCGGAUGUGGGUCAAAUCACCCUCUGGUUAUACAGUCCCGCUGCUGAACCGAUAGAUGCUCGACCUUUCCAUGACAAAUUAGGAGAAGAUACAUUUGCAGACCAACUCGACGCGCUCGAGAUCACCUACGAAGAUUAUGAGGAAGGAUGGGACACGCCAUAUGGAAUUGCUCGAACUAAUGAAGUAUUCCUGUUUCCAUUCGACAAAACACCCGCUGCGGAUACAUUAUCUUCCCUAGUCGAUUAUGCAAAUGAGCCGCCAGUACUCGUUGCAGAACCACAAUACAUCCAGGAGACAAAGGCAAUUGGAUCGUACUGGGCGACAACCCCCGACAACUCGUCGGCUGCGGCGCAGACAAUCGAGUCACAUCUUGACUUCUUAAUUAAGUACUACCAAGAUCAAAUCGUUCAACGACGAUGGUACGGUUUCUUUGACCACGGUGAUAUCAUGCAUACCUACGAUACCGACAGACAUACCUGGCGCUACGAUAUCGGGGGCUAUGCUUGGGAUAAUUCGGAACUCUCGCCGAAUCUUUUCUUCUGGAACUACUUCCUAAGAACUGGUAGAGCAGAUGUAUACCGCUUCGCGGAAGCUCACGCUAGACACACUGGUGAAGUAGACGUUUACCACAUCGGUCCAUACAAGGGCUUCGGAACGCGACAUGGUGUCCAGCAAUGGGGUGACAGCUCUAAGCAGAUCCGUGUCUCAACGCCUAUCUACCGUCAGGUCUUCUACUACCUAUCUGGUGGAGAUGAGCGCGUUGGAGAGCUUCUCCACGAGCUCAUGGAUGCCGAAAGCGCAUUCCUUACCGUAGACCCACGACGCAAGGUACGCGAUCCCAACGUCCCCUACGUCAUCGACCCGACAGCCAUAGACCUGGAUAUCGGUCUCGACUGGUCCGGACUCGCAUCGACCUGGUUAAUCGAGUGGGAGCGUCGCGGCUCGCGAUGGGAAGAAGCCCGAUCGAAGCUCAAUUCAACCAUGCACAGUAUUGCCAGCCUAAAGAACGGCUUCGUAACCGGCCUCGGCCUCUACAACAUCCGCACCGGCAUCGUCUCGCCGCCAUCAACUGACUCGAAUAAUACCGGCACCGUAGACGUCAGCCAUCUCCCAGCGAGCUUCGGACUUCCGGAGAUCGUCUCGCAGCUUGCAGACUUCCUCGGCGACGAGUUCCCGAAAGCUUUCCAGGACGUCUGGCUGGAUUACUGCUACUACUAUGGAGCCGGCGCUGCGGAGCAGAAGGCAAGAUACGGCUCCAGCUUUGGUAACCUGAACCUGAAGCAGGGACACUCGCGGUUGACGGCGUACGCGGCAAAUAAGCUGGGCAACGCGACACUAGCAAAGCGCGCUUGGAACGAGUUUCUGAAUACGGAUGGACUUUCACCAAGUGCGCCGUGGGUCGCUGAGGCGAUUAAUGGGAGUCUGGUCUUAUCUCCGGUCGACGAGGCGGCGUGGCUUGCGACGAACGAUGCUGCGCUGUACGGGUUGGCUGGGAUUGAAAACUUGGCGCAAAUUGCGUAUGCCUUAUAAAUGUAAUGUUUGGUAAUAUAAUAUGUUAGUUACCUCCUACCUAGUUUACUU